Nothoprocta perdicaria is the source of this 832-nucleotide messenger RNA. It is a transcript of the gene POLR2K, whose product is annotated as RNA polymerase II subunit K. The record is from RefSeq and is a predicted model, not a curated record. Gene Ontology annotation, molecular function: DNA-directed RNA polymerase activity; zinc ion binding; DNA binding. Gene Ontology annotation, cellular component: RNA polymerase III complex; RNA polymerase I complex; RNA polymerase II, core complex. Gene Ontology annotation, biological process: DNA-templated transcription. NCBI's taxonomy places the organism in Eukaryota, Metazoa, Chordata, Aves, Tinamiformes, Tinamidae. The transcript has 3 exons. Bases 9 to 185 code for a protein of 58 amino acids.
CCUAGAUCAUGGAUUCCCAAAAGGAUGUUCAGCCUCCAAAGCAGCAGCCAAUGAUUUACAUCUGCGGAGAAUGUCAUACAGAAAAUGAAAUAAAGGCAAGAGAUCCUAUCAGAUGUCGAGAAUGUGGGUACAGAAUAAUGUACAAGAAAAGGACAAAAAGAUUGGUGGUUUUUGAUGCCCGGUGAUGUGAGCUGAAGAUUUGGUGACUUCUUAUUGCAGUUCUGUACAACAGUAUUUCAGUUGAAUUUUCUGUGUAAAUCUUCUUGUGCACAAAUACAUUUUAUUUGUAUUUUAAGAUUUGAAAUAGCACUCUUCAAUGUGAUGGUAAACUUUGUCCAUUACACCUUUCCAUAAUACAUUUCUAAAGUGGUGGCUUAAACUGUUGUCUUUUUAAAUUCAGUAAUAUUGUAUUAGCUUUUAAGUCACAGUAAACUUGCUUUCAUGGUUCUCUAGUAAAUUUUGGUUUUGAACUAUGUUAAAUGUUCUUUGGACUUAAAUGAAUUGCAUAGAAACAACCUUGRAUUGUGUAAAUUUCACUGAAAAUAAAAGCUAGGUCUCAAGCAAGUAUCUAGCUUUCAAAUGGGGGAAGUCUCAGGAUUUUAGAUAAGUGUUUCCCUCAUUUGGGAAAGAAGUUUUGAAGAAUCAUCAUCAUCAUCAUCCCCUCCAUGAAGAAGGGAAGAGGAAGGAAAGAAAAAUUAAGAAACUGUGUAAAUAGAAAUUGCCGAACUGUUCCAUGACUUGGUCAUUCUUAGGGAGAGGACUGUGGCAUAAAGGUAAUUUAGGUGUGGUCCACAACUAAAAUAAGUCUGCUUUGCUUUUCACGUGAAUUCUU